AUACGUCACACGGAUCAUAAUAAGUCAUAUAUAGACGUUUAAAUGUAUUUAUCUUUAUAAUAAUCGGGUUUAUUGUGUGUUUUUCCACCGGUUGCUGCGGAGAUGAGACGCUGUGUUUUAUGUAUCUUCCGGGACCAGGCCAGCGGUUCGUUACUUUGAAGUGCACAGUUAAACCUUGAGCCCAGUCGGUUCAGAAAGAACCGGAGGAUCUAGAAAGUCCACCUGGGGAGGAAGCGCUGCUCUGCCGUAAUACACAGCCGCGUUAUAACGUUUGUCCAACACGAGAGGACAUUUACAGGACAUUACAGGACAUUAAAGGACAUUACUGGAGCCGGUUAUAAGCGCAGUUUUGUGCGUGUUGUUGGACUCCUUGACUGAGUGAGGAGCUGGUGGGGAACAUGGAUGGUGAGUUGGAGAAGCUGCUCCACAGACCUCCUCCUCUCAUGGCCGCUUUGAUGUGCUGCUGCUGAGCUUUGAAGUUGAGAAAUGCGGGCUAUGUUUCUUGUUUGUGGGCGAGAAAUACGAGUGAAGAGGAGCUGAGAAGCUCCCCCGCUGCUUUUAGAGAGUGAGGAGGAUUAAGGCUGGAGCUCAGUGGAGGCACGACGGCACUCUCACACGGCAGCCGGAGCUGGAGCCAUGAGCAGGGCGCUGACGGAGCACAUCAGCAGUAGCUUCCGAGAAGAUGCUCCUCGUCCUCCGGUACCGGGGGAGGAGGGAGAGGCGUCAUGCUACAACCCCAGCAGGUCUGCUGCCAAAAUGAGAGCCCAGUGUAAGGUUAGAGACAGCCCCGGCACCGGAGCCGCCGCAGCAGCAGCAGCAGCAGCAGCAGCAGCCGCCAUCGCCGCGCCUCCUCCUCCUCCCGGAUCCACGCCGCGGAGGAACGAGGAUGGACUCGGGGAGCCGGAGGGCAGCGCGUCCCCGGACUCGCCCCUAGUCCGGUGGACCAAGUCUCUGCAUUUCCUCCUGGGCGACCAAGACGGCGCUCACCUCUUCAGGACCUUCUUGGAGCGGGAGAACUGCGUGGACACUUUGGACUUUUGGUUCGCCUGCAACGGCUUCAGACAGAUGGACCUAAAGGAUACCAAAACGCUGCGAGUUGCCAAAGUUAUUUUCAAGCGGUACAUCGAGAACAACAGCAUCGUGGCCAAGCAGCUGAAACCCGCCACCAAGACCUUCAUAAGGGAUAGUAUUAAGAAGCAGCAGAUCGACUCUGCCAUGUUUGACCAGGCACAGACGGAGAUUCAGUCCAACAUGGAGGAGAACGCCUACCAGAUGUUUUUGACCUCUGACAUAUACCUCGAAUACGUGCGCACCGGCUGCGAGAACGCGGCGUACAUGAACCACGGCAGCCUCGGCAGCCUCAAGCUGAUGUGCGGAUACCUUCCUCCUCUAAUUGAGGAAGAGGAGUGGAGUUGUAACGACCUGAAGGCGAAAGCGUUGAGCUCUGUGGUUGGACUGUCUGCGAAGACCCUGAGGGCUACUGCUACCAUCCGGACAGCAGCUGAAGUGCUUGAGAAUAGUUGCAGGUCCCUACGUCGAGGAGACCCCGCCAGCCCGUAUUUUGUCAACUCCGGCUACAUUUUUGCCCCCGCCACCAGUGCCAACGACAGCGAGAUCUCCAGCGAUGCUACGACUGAUGAUUCCAUGUCCAUGACGGACAGUAGCGUAGAUGGAAUCCCUCCAUAUAAAGUGGGCACUAAGAAGCAGCUCCAGCGAGAGAUGCACCGCAGUGUCAAGAUCAAUGGCCAGAUAACGCUACCCCACUUUCCUAGGACGCACCGGCUGCCGAAGGAGAUGACCCCCGUGGAGCCCUCGGCCUUCGCCGCCCAGCUCAUCUCGCGGCUGGAGAAGCUGAAGCGAGAGCAGGACACCAUGAGCUCGUUGGAGGAGAGGCUGCAGCAGAUUCAGGAGGAGGAAGAACGGGAGGAGACAGGCGACCUGACAAACAGUGGCUGUCUCCACCACCCCCUGCUGCCGUCUGGGGAGGAAGACCCUCAGGCCAUCCUGGACGAGCACCUGUCCCGAGUCCUGAAGACACCUGGCUGCCAGUCUCCAGGUGUGAUCCGCCACUCGCCGCGCUCGCGUUCCCCGGACCGGACGGACGCCCUGGUGUCCUCCGGGGGCCACCACGGGCCCUUCUUCGGUGCUUAUCCCGGGGCCCCCAAGGUCCUGAUGACAGGCAGGCAGUCCACCAAGCACAUCCACCACCACUACAUCCACCACCACCACGCUGGGCCCAGGACCAAGGAGCAGAUCGAGGCCGAGGCGGCUCAGCGCGUGCAGUGCCUCUGCCCUCCAGGGGGCGCCAACUACUCCGACUUCACCCCUGCUCGCUGCAGCACUUUGUCCAGACGGCCCAUCAAGGCCUCCGAUGAGGGCGUGUCCUCGCCACGCCUUCCCCUCGACGCCACCGACCGCUCGCAGAAUGUUUGGCAGUGGAUCCUGGAGAGCGAGAGGCAGGGCAAGCACAAGCCACACAGCACUCAAGGCCUAAAGAAGUCCAACCCACUGGACGCCAAGACCCCGCCCGGCCGGACCCACUCCUCCUGGGGGGGAGGGGGUAUUGGUAGUGGGGCCCACCUCCGCGGGCACCACCCAGGACACCCCUUCAUCCAGGACCCCGCCAUGCCCCCCCUGCCCCCGCCCAACACCCUGGCCCAGCUGGAGGAGGCCUGCCGCAGACUGGAGGAGGUCUCCAAGCCCCCCAAACAAAGGCAUUCAACAGCAGCCAGCAGCCUUCAGAGAGACAGAAACAGCCCUGCAGCCAGCAACGCUCCCACACCAGACGAGUCCAAGGAGCUGGUGGUCACCUACUUCUUCUGUGGUGAGGAGAUUCCUUAUCGCAGCAUGAUGAAGACCCACUGCCUCACCCUGGGACACUUCAAGGAACAGCUCAGCAAGAAAGGCAACUACCGGUACUACUUCAAGAAAGCCAGUGAUGAGUUUGAGUGUGGUGCCGUGUUCGAGGAGGUGUGGGAGGACGCCACCGUGCUGCCCAUGUACGAGGGCAAAGUCCUGGGGAAGGUGGAGCGAAUGGACUAAAACCACUUAACCAACCAAC
Centropristis striata (black sea bass) is the source of this 3061-nucleotide messenger RNA. Its product is annotated as axin-2-like. Gene Ontology annotation, biological process: negative regulation of canonical Wnt signaling pathway. The transcript has 11 exons. NCBI's taxonomy places the organism in Eukaryota, Metazoa, Chordata, Actinopteri, Perciformes, Serranidae. The coding region runs from base 637 to 3042 and encodes 801 amino acids. The record is from RefSeq and is a predicted model, not a curated record.